AGGCAGAAUUUGUUCAAUCUAGGCUUACGCUGCAACACUGUGCAGUGCUCGGGACUCACUGAGGGUUCUCGAGUGACACACAGCCGGACUCGGAGGCCUUGUAGCUGCACUUGAGCACCCUUUGUAAUACAGGUUUGUAUAGACUGGUCUACAUAACUGAUCCGUGGGCUGGAGGACGACCUUGGUUCGAUUGUGCAAAAGCAGUUGAGCGCCUCGGCAAGCACAGGAGGCUGGCGAGAACGCAGCGCUAUACUGGCUGAACCUACGGAGUCAUGGCCGACAACGCCGCACAGACGGCAGGUUUGCGCAAGCUGAAAUCAGCGGAGUUACUGGUGUUCAUGCAGUCGCGACUGAGUAUGCAAGUGGGCAUGCAGAGGGAGCUCACGUCCCAUCUUGGGCACCUUGUUAGCCAGGCUCAAACAAUACAGGACACCAUAAUCGGCGCACUCAAGUACCUAGACGCCAAAGACUGCGACUGUGUCGACACUGGAAGCGCAGACGCUCUCGCCACCAGCGGCGUCAAGCCAGUCAUCGGCUGCGCCGCUACGCCAUGCGCAGAACCACGUGACAGCCCCACGUCAGGGCCUGAGACAACGCCGCCGCAGACGCCGCAGCCGCUGCUGCAGCUGCUAGCGCCGUCAGCGGCGGCAACAAGCGAAGCAGCAGCGGCGGCCGCCGCGCCGCCCCCACCACGGGCCCUCGACUCCUCCUUGUGUCGCGCACACUCCGUCACCAGCAGCCUGACGCAGCUGGUACAGGCGGGCGCGGCCCCCGCGAUGGUGGCGGCGGCGGCGGCGGCCGCAGGCGGACCAGAGCAGCACUACUCGGAAGCGGACGCCGACGGCGGCGGCGGCGGCGGCCGGGUGCCCCGCUCGCCGUCACCUUCCGUCGCGGGCUCAUCCGGAAGCGAUGCCAGCACGACGCAAGGCACCGCUGCAGCUGCGCUUAACCGCCUAGGUAGCAGCGGCUACAGCUUCGGCAGCGGCGGCGGCGACGGAAGGGGCGGCAGCAGCGUUUCCGGCGCCCUCCGCCGCAACCAUCAGCACAAGCGCAGUCACUCGGUGGCGUCUACGGGGGAUACCGGGGGCGCCAUGCCGGCUGCCGCCGCGUCUGUGGGUGCUGCGGUCCAAGCGCUGGAGCCGCUGCCGUGCGCCCGUGCGGCGGCCGCCGCCAAUGCUGGUGGCGGCUGUGGCGCCAUAGGGGGUGGCGGCUGCGGCACCGUAGGGGGUGGCGGCUGCGGCACCGUAGGGGGUGGCGGCUGUGGCGCCAUAGGGGGUGGCGGCUGCGGCACCGUAGGGGGUGCGGGCGCCACGGCGCGGGCCCCGCAACCACGAGCUUCCAAGCGGCGCUGCACCGGCGCCGCUACAGCCACAGCUACAGCUACAGCUGCAGCCAUACCGCCGCGGCGUGCGUCCAGCGGGGCGGCGAUGACGCUGCCUCUCGCGGCGGCUGUGGCCCCGGGCAGUGGUGGCGGCGGCGGCGGUAGCAGCCCGUGGCACCCGCAUGCAGGAGCACUAGCGCCCCAGCUGCCACCGGCACUGCUGCCGCAGCUUCCGCUCCUGCAUCGGCCGCUGCCGGAUACGCAGCCGAAUCCCCUGGGGCCGGCGGCGGCUGCUCCGAGCAGUGCUGCUACAGCUGCUACAGCUGCUACAGCCGGCAUGGCGGCGGCGCCGGCAUUGCCGAGUCACGUUGCAGCGGCCCUGCGGCAGCAGCAGUUGGCGCUGCUGCAGCUGCAGGCGAUGCAGCGGAACCUGCUGGUGCAACAACAGCAGCUGCAGCUGCAGCAACAGCAGCAGCUGCAGCAGCAGCAGGUGGUGCAGCGGCAAGAGGACAUGCAGCUUCAGGUGCAGCUGCGACAGCUGCAGCAGCAGGUGCAGGUGCACAAGCGGCAACAGCAGCAGCUGCAGCUAAAGCAGCCGCUGGCUUCUCCACACGCACAGCCCAUGCUGUCCCUGGCACACAUGCCGGGGCGUGCCACCGCUGCUGCGGCUUCACCCAUGGGCGGUGGCUGCGGCAACGGCGGCGUCGCGCCUCUUGGCAGCCCUGCUGACGGUGCGGUGGGACCUCUGCUGCCGCGUAGCUCAACAAGCGCGGCAGGGCAGCUGUAGGCAGGUAUGUGGUUGCGCACGCUGUGGAUCGGGUGGACGUGGUGGCAUGCGGCCGACCGGCCAGACGCCAGUUCCCCUGACGCAUGCAGCAAAGUUGCCACAAUACAGAAAAUGACGUGUGAGGGAGGGAUGUCCUCGAGCGGCAGGGAAGCUGGCGAGUGUUGAGUGUUGAAUACUGCAAAGUGGGGACACUGGGGCCCGGGGAAAUGAGUCGUUGCAAUUCGCUGCGACGGUUUUGCAAGUGCUGCAUCUAUUUCGGUCACAAUACGCCGUACUUGAGGGCUCCGUACAUGCGGUAGCUGCAAAGCAGCCCUUUCCUGCUUCAGGAAACCUUGCAUCAUGAGAUGCUUUGCGGCAUCAUCACUUGUGUGCGGAAAAGGCUGCGUGUGGUUUUCCAACUGGGAUAUUCUUUUGAUGGGGGCGGGUUGCGGCGCCAUGCCAAUGGUGACGUUCAUGUUGGCUGGGUGCCGUGCGUCCAACCGCCGCGUGUCCAACUGCCGUGUGUCCAACUGGUUCACCUGCCGUGUGUCCAACUGUGUGUUCAACUGCCGUGUGUCCAACUGCAUAACCGCCUUCAGUUGGCGAGUUACCAGAGCCCCGACAUGGGGCCCUGCCCAGGAGGCCCAAGCCCGCACGCCAGUCGACCGGCGUGUGCCACUGACGUGAAGUCUGCUUGUUCGCCGACAAAGGGCUGGGAAGCGCAGGGUACAAUGGGUCAUGCGUGCGAACCAGUUCAUGGAUGAGUUGUUGCUAACGUGUUACUGGACCUUAGUCAGUCAUCAGUUGUUCCUGGAUGUUGGUUGAGGCAGUUGCAUCGCGGCAAAUUGCUGACAGUUUACCAGACCGUUGAUUUGGAUUGGAAUGUGCAGUGACAGUGCGGUUGCAGGCAUGGAGCUCCUUCGUUGAGUUCUUUGGUGUGCAGACGCUGGAACAGUCCUUGCGGUAUCAACUACCGUAUCAAGGAGGGAGAUUCCGACCAACAAAGGUUAGCCGCACCCAUGGCCAGGCCUUCUUUGGGCUUGCUACUGCAUGUGCCUAGCUGUUAUCACCAGGGGUGGAUUGAUACCGUACACGAUGUUUGUUUGGCAUGAUAAUGCGUGGAGCGGCCUCGAGGAAGGAUCGGGGGCGGGGGCGGGAGUUGUUGUUGUUGUUGUUGUUGGCAUGCAAGUCACGAGACUGGGGCGGCAUGCGAGCAUGAAGCAUGGCGCUGCACCAUUGAUGCAAUGUGCCCGCGACCGCAGUCGCAUCGCUGCAUACGCAUGGACUCCUAAAAAGACAGUCACGGUGCUAGGAACCUAAUCGAAGCAAAUCAGAGCCCCGUUGCCACCGCCGUGGGGGUCGUGCGAACAAAGGCGCGGCGAGCGCGAUUGAAUGGUUGCACAACAGACUUGUUGGCACCUGCGCAAAAACCGCUGUGUAUGAGUAUUGGACGCAGGCGGAGCGGUUUGGAGGUGUGUCGGCCUGGGGCCUGGCGACCCCCAUCGGUUUGCUUGGCAAGCGUCACCCUAACCUAAGCAGUGCUCGAGCUGUUUAGGGACUGGCCACCCCACACGUCGCAGUAAGUAGGGUGUGACUGACUGGACGCACCCAUGCGUGCCUCCUGCGUUGGAGGGAACGUGCUGUGAUGGGACGCGGCAGCACCCGCCGCAGGAGCCCCGCACGGUGCCGCACGGUGCGGUCACGCACGCGAGCCGAGUGGCCUGUGACGACGGCAGCUGCUGGCGCGGCAGCGAGGGAGAUACGAGUCAGUCGUUUGCGUGCGCCGGGACUUGAGUGCAACCGCGCGCAACCACCGUGCCAACAUGUUGAUUGUUUCCGUUGAUCUGCAACUGUGUGUGUGUGUGUGUGUGUGUGUGUGUUAAAGAGCACAAGGAAAACAUUGCGCAAAGACAGUGUAUGCGAUGCAGCAAAGCGACGGUUUACGGGUGUGUGUGUGUGUGUGUGCGUGUGUGUGUGGUGCACAAGCAUGUGUGGUGCGGUUGUCGGGACAGGGUUGCGCGCAUGCAUACCGAUUGCACGGGGCAGGCUGCAGCGGGCUGGCCAAACGCCAUCGCUGUGCGGCCGCCCUUGACUUGGGGCUGUCUCUUCAAGGGCGUGAGAGAGCGUGGAACUAGGAUACUUUGAUCUGAGCCGAGCAUGACGAGGGCGGGCCAUGCCAGUUCAGGGGCAGGAGAACUGCAAAGGGGCGGGCGACGCACACGCGCAAGGUUACAGUGCGCGCACAUCGGUACCGUAUACAUGGCCAUACACCUCUGCGUUUCAGGGUACCGGUACACAAUUUUGGAGCAAUAAGACCAGGCUGGCCCACGAUGUUUCAACAAGGUCUGAUCGCGGCUUGAUGUCUUGACAGGAGAUCUACUACGGGAGCGUUACUCAUGCAUGCGGUCUUGUGCAUGGACAUCGGCGAAUAUCGGCGUGGUGGGGUGUGCGCGUGCAGGGGCCGGCGGGGGGCACUCGACUUGUUUGCAGGCACAGUAGGUUAGUCGGCGCAUGGCUGGGCGGACGCGUGCGGAUCGGGGAAGGCGUGUGCGCUGGAUGCGAGGAAGGAUGCGGGACUGGGGACGGGCGAGUGAUGAUAAGAAUCUGUCUUGAGGUGCUGUGGCGCUGCCCUGGUGAGCCAACAUGCCACUGGUCACAACUCAUAAUUCAUAU
Molecule: messenger RNA, 4760 nt
Organism: Chlamydomonas reinhardtii
Lineage: Eukaryota; Viridiplantae; Chlorophyta; Chlorophyceae; Chlamydomonadales; Chlamydomonadaceae
Exons: 3
Coding region: 273-2108 (611 amino acids)
Source: RefSeq, a predicted model, not a curated record